AUGGCCCCUUCCUCACCCCCUCUAUCGCACCUCAAUCGCGAUGCCGAAAAACAGACUCCGGGGAUGAUGCACAAUUUCGGCCACAAAGCACCCGAUGCAGAUGAGAAAGCAGCAGAUACCGAGAAAUAUGGAAAGGCAGAGACUCCUUCUCUAUUUGUGCCAUUACCGGAAGAGAGCGAUGAGCCCGACUCGUUGCCCGGCGCCACAGACCUAAAUGCCGAUCCGGACGGAGGCGAGGCGGACCGGGCCAUGAGCCGGAUAACGACACAAUCAAGCAUCGGCCCUGGACCGCCUCCCGAUGGAGGACUGCAGGCGUGGCUGGCAAUCUUCGCAACUCAUCUGGUCAUCAUGAAUACCUGGGGCAUCGUCAAUUCUUACGGCGUCUUCCAGCCUUACUACACAACCACUCUUUCACGCCCGCCAUCCGACAUCGCAUGGAUCGGUUCAUUCGAGGUCUUCCUGUUAUUUUUCAUCGGUGCAUUCGCCGGUCGGCUCACUGAUGCGGGCUACUUCCGCCCCCUGUUCAUAUCUGGUUUCCUCCUUGUGGUCCUAGGCAUGGUCGCCACGUCUUUUUGCACUCAGUACUGGCAGUUUUUCUUGGCGCAGGGCAUCUGCAUGGGCCUUGGAAAUGGUUUUCUUUUCUGCCCGAGCCUAUCUACUGCGUCGACCUACUUCGACAAGAAAAAAGCCCUGGCCCUCGGCUUUGUGUCCAUCGGAAGUUCGACGGGAGGGAUGAUCUAUCCUAGUAUGGUACGGCAGUUGCUUCCCAAGAUCGGUUUCGGGUGGACCAUUAGGGCUAUCGCACUUGUACAGAUGGUGACGUUACUCGUCACCUCCCUGGUUCUCAAGCCCCGGAUCAAGCCGAGAAAAGCUGGAAGCUUGGUUGAGUGGGCUGCUUUCAAGGAGUUGGAAUACACCUUUUACGCCGUGGGUUCAUGGCUGAACUACCUUGGGGUAUUCUUCGCUUCAUAUUACAUAGCGGCGUACUCUCGCGACAUCAUUGGGCUGAGCUACACUUCCUCACUCAACCUCCUUCUAUUGUUGAACGGCACAGGGGUUCCCGGGAGAGUGAUACCGGCCUACUUUGCUUCAUACUACAUCGGCACCAUCAACAUGUUCAUACCCAUGUCCUUCAUUUCCGGCAUCAUGAUGCUAUGCUGGCCUGCUGUGUCAUCUGUCACCGGUCUUUACAUCUGGACCACAUUUUACGGGUUUUUCACGGGGGCCAUACAGAGUCUUAUGCCAUCGGGCAUCGGCACUCUGACAGUAGAUCCGAGGAAGCAAGGUACGAGAAUGGGAAUGACUUUUACCAUCAUCAGCUUCGCGGUCUUGAUCGGCCAACCCAUCGCUGGUGCAAUCAUCUCUGCAAUGGGCGGAAGCUAUGUGGGCGCGCAGGUAUAUGCAGGGGCAUGUAUGCUUGCCGGCAUGUGCUUUCUCGUCGCCGCGCGGAUGGCGAGGGCAAGGAAGUCAGGAAAAUGGUUAUGGAUCAAAGUCUGA
Colletotrichum karsti is the source of this 1497-nucleotide messenger RNA. Its product is annotated as major facilitator superfamily transporter. NCBI's taxonomy places the organism in Eukaryota, Fungi, Ascomycota, Sordariomycetes, Glomerellales, Glomerellaceae. Gene Ontology annotation, molecular function: transmembrane transporter activity. Gene Ontology annotation, cellular component: fungal-type vacuole membrane. The coding region runs from base 1 to 1497 and encodes 498 amino acids. Gene Ontology annotation, biological process: transmembrane transport. The record is from RefSeq and is a predicted model, not a curated record. The transcript has 4 exons.